Molecule: messenger RNA, 576 nt
Organism: Patiria miniata (bat star)
Lineage: Eukaryota; Metazoa; Echinodermata; Asteroidea; Valvatida; Asterinidae
Product: zinc finger protein 19-like
Exons: 1
Coding region: 1-576 (191 amino acids)
Source: RefSeq, a predicted model, not a curated record
AUGUGGGACGAAGAGUGCUUUGUUGUCGGUAAGCACAAAGUUCCGCUACAAAGGAAUGCCGAACCAACGGUACGGGAAUCCCCACUGUCGGUGCCUGCGACCGAAUCACUGGGUUCGGUAGAUUCCCCAUUGCCAAGGGCCACUCAACCGGCGGUUACUGCAGAACCAGCGCUGGGGCCAGUACGCCAGUCACGGACAUCGACAGACAAUCAGGUUGGAACAGGUAGUCCCGCCGCCGGAGUGGGCAGUCCCACUGCCGCCGUUGGACACCACACGACACAAGGCACCAGCUUGCCGCGCAACCGUCGUGGCAGGGCGGUCCGAAGACGGGGAUGUUUGCGACAAGUCAGCGGUGGUGAGACGAAAGACAGUCAGCCAGUUCAAGGCAAGGCGACGUACACAUGCAGGGUCUGCGGUCAGCAGUAUGUCUCCUCGUUUACUCGGAGGAGGCAUGAAAAAGCAGCGCAUGAAGAACGGAGUUACCAGUGCCGGGAAUGCCCUAAGUCCUACGGACGGUCGGACUACUUGACCCGGCACAUGAGGGCCCAACAUCGGGGACCGACGAGUUGCGGAUAG